UUGCUAAAUUCCGGGACAGGAAAGGCACUUCCUGUGCUGCACCAGCGCUCUUUGGGGAAAGCUCACAUUCCCUCUGUGUCCCUGCAUCAUGGACAGGACAGCUGUGGUGACGAGCUCCAGGGAUUCCUCUCUGCCACAGUUCAACACCUCCACAUCCACCUUGGCCUUUGACCAGCACUUCACCACAAACACCACAGGAAUACUGCUUUUGGCUGAGAUACUGAGCGGUAUGUUGGUCUGGAUCCUGGUUGGAGGCACAGAUUACUUCCACCUGUCUGCUCUCAGCUGGGUCAUGUUUGUGGCUAUCCUGCUUUGGAUUCUAACCAUAUGCCUGUUCAUAAUUUAUCUCACCCGAGCCCACAGCAGAAUACCACAGAUCCCUUGGACUACAGUGUCUUUGUGUUUUAACUGCAGUGCUGCUGUUUUAUACCUGGUGACAGCUGUGAUAGAGGCUGUAACUGUGAACCAGGCCAUCAGAGGGCGACACAACUACAACUGUUGGGCAGCAUCAGCAUUCUUUGCGUUUUUGGCCACUUUGUGCUACGCAGGAAGUGGCUAUCUGAGCUACUGCGUGUGGAAAACAAAAGAAGAACAGUAGAGCUUCUCCUGACCCCCAGAUUUCCAUGUGGGUCAACAGAAGUCUAAAGAGAAGCAGAACGCAGGUUCUCUAUCAACCAGCACAGCUGACGCCACAGUUGAAGAGGUUCACUGAUAAACUAAAUCAAUAUGAAAAA
Molecule: messenger RNA, 734 nt
Organism: Cyprinodon variegatus (sheepshead minnow)
Lineage: Eukaryota; Metazoa; Chordata; Actinopteri; Cyprinodontiformes; Cyprinodontidae
Gene: cmtm8b
Product: CKLF-like MARVEL transmembrane domain containing 8
Exons: 4
Coding region: 89-598 (169 amino acids)
Biological process (GO): myelination
Cellular component (GO): membrane
Molecular function (GO): structural constituent of myelin sheath
Source: RefSeq, a predicted model, not a curated record